AUGUAUCCAGAUGGGGGUGUUUCUGUUUCUAAGUUAUCUAUAUCUGCACGGGACAUAAAUCUUUGUGAUCAAAGGGUGGAUGCUCCAUGGAAAAUGAAAUUUGAUGUCAAGCCUAUUGUUCUGCACAUCAACUAUAUCCCUCGUCAGUUUGAUCCUAUUGCACUAGGCAAAGGAAAUUAUGCAGAACUUCUCAACAUCCUUCCGUUGAAGGGAAUCGAUUUGAAGCUUAAACAUGUUUCUGCAAUGGGGGUGUAUGGGUGGAAUAGUAUUUGUGAAACAAUUGGUGCAGAGUGGUUGGAGGACAUAUCUAAAAAUCAGGUCCAUAAAUUGUUAAAAGGGCUUCCUCCUUUAAAAUCAGUCAGUGCCGUUGUUUCAGGCACUAAGAAAUUGAUAUCUUUACCCAUCGAAAGUUACAAGAAAGACCGGAAGUUGGUCAAGGGAAUGCAAAGAGGUGCUGUUGCCUUUAUCAGAAGUGUUUCCAUUGAAGCUGUAGGGCUUGGUGUCCAUUUGGCAGCGGGAGCUCAUGAUAUGCUGCUGAAGGCAGAACAUGCCCUUACAGCUCUUCCACCACCUUUAGCCACGUGUGAAGCUAAAAGAAACAAAGAUAACGUAAGGGCAAACCAACCCGAAAAUGCGACACAAGGAAUAAAGCAGGCUUAUGAAAGCUUUACUGAUGGACUUGGAAGGACUGCCUCUGCUUUGAUUGGGAACCCUAUUAACGCGUAUAAUCGCGGGGCUGGUGCCAGAUCAGCACUGACUACUGCAAUUUGUGGAGCUCCAGCUGCUGUAGUAGCUCCAGUAUCAGCAACUGCCCGUGCUGUACAUUAUGCACUUCUUGGUAUAAGGAACAGCCUUGAUCCUAGACGCAAGAAAGAAUCUAUGUACAAGUACCUGGGGCCUUCUCAACUGUAG
Messenger RNA from Triticum turgidum subsp. durum (durum wheat), 912 nucleotides. The record is from the annotation of a GenBank genome assembly. NCBI's taxonomy places the organism in Eukaryota, Viridiplantae, Streptophyta, Magnoliopsida, Poales, Poaceae.